Messenger RNA from Manis pentadactyla (Chinese pangolin), 3638 nucleotides. It is a transcript of the gene MFSD1, whose product is annotated as major facilitator superfamily domain containing 1. Gene Ontology annotation, biological process: transmembrane transport. The record is from RefSeq and is a predicted model, not a curated record. Bases 99 to 1505 code for a protein of 468 amino acids. The transcript is spliced from 16 exons. NCBI's taxonomy places the organism in Eukaryota, Metazoa, Chordata, Mammalia, Pholidota, Manidae. Gene Ontology annotation, molecular function: transmembrane transporter activity. Gene Ontology annotation, cellular component: lysosome.
UGAACGACCGGGGUCACGUGACCGCAGUCUUCGCUGGGCUCCGGCGGCGGGGCGUCAGGACCUACGGCCCGCUCCCUUCUGGGUCUUCGGCCGGCCACAUGGAGGAGGAGGAGGAGGAAGCGCGAGCGCUGCUGGCAGAUGGUCCCAGCGAGGCCGGCGGAGGUGCCCCCGCCGCCUCUGCUGGCCCAGGGGUGCUGGCGGCCCUCUGCGAUCCCAGUCGCCUGGCGCAUCGGCUUUUGGUGCUCUUGCUGAUGUGCCUCCUCGGCUUCGGCAGCUAUUUUUGCUAUGAUAAUCCUUCUGCCCUUCAGAGUCAGGUUAAACGGGAUAUGCAGGUGAAUACUACAAAAUUCAUGCUGCUCUAUGCCUGGUAUUCUUGGCCUAAUGUGGUUAUGUGUUUCUUUGGUGGCUUUUUGAUAGACCGAGUAUUUGGAAUACGAUGGGGCACCAUUAUUUUUAGUGUCUUUGUUUGCAUUGGACAGGUUGUUUUUGCUUUGGGUGGAAUAUUUAAUGCUUUUUGGCUGAUGGAAUUUGGAAGGUUUGUGUUUGGGAUUGGUGGGGAGUCCUUAGCAGUUGCCCAGAAUACAUAUGCUGUGAGUUGGUUUAAAGGCAAAGAAUUAAACUUGGUAUUUGGACUCCAACUUAGCAUGGCUAGAAUUGGAAGUACAGUAAACAUGAACCUCAUGGGAUGGCUGUAUGCUAAGGUUGAAACUUCAUUGGGUUCUACUGGUCACACAACCCUUGGGGUCACACUUAUGAUUGGGGGUAUAACGUGUAUUCUUUCACUAAUCUGUGCCCUGGCCCUUGCUUACUUGGAUCAGAGAGCAGAAAGAAUCCUUCAUAAAGAACAAGGGAAAACAGGUGAAGUUAUUAAAUUAACAGAUGUUAAGGACUUCUCCUUAUCGCUGUGGCUCAUAUUUAUCAUCUGUGUGUGCUAUUAUGUUGCUGUGUUCCCUUUUAUUGGUCUUGGGAAAGUUUUCUUUAUAGAGAAAUUUGAAUUUUCUUCCCAGGCAGCAAGUGCUAUUAACAGUAUUGUGUACGUCAUAUCAGCUCCCCUGUCCCCAAUAUUUGGGUUCCUGGUGGAUAAAACAGGAAAGAACAUCAUUUGGGUCCUGUGUGCAGUGGUGACCACUCUUGCUUCCCACGUGCUUCUGGCCUUUACUCUGUGGAACCCUUGGAUUGCUAUGUGUCUCCUGGGAAUCUCCUAUUCAUUGCUUGCCUGUGCAUUGUGGCCGAUGGUGGCAUUUGUAGUUCCUGAACAUCAGCUGGGAACUGCAUAUGGUUUCAUGCAGUCCAUUCAGAAUCUUGGGUUGGCAAUCAUUUCCAUUGUUGCUGGCAUGAUAUUGGAUACUCGGGGAUACUUGUUUUUAGAAGUUUUCUUCAUUGCCUGUGUUUCUUUAUCGCUUUUAUCUGUGGUCUUACUCUAUUUGGUGAAUCGUGCCCAAGGUGGGAACCUAAAUUAUUCUGCAAAACAAAGGGAAGAAAUAAAACUUUCCCAUGCUGAAUGAGAAGUUUAAAUGACUGUGUCAUGAGAAUGGGCUGCACACAUCAUUGGUUUGAAAGCCUCCAUUUUAUUUUUUAUUAAGAAUUUAGUCAUUGGGAAAAGUAAUGGUCUGAAAGUUAUUUAUAUUUCAGAUACACCUAUUUCAAAGUAUAUUUGUGAGGACUGUUUUAGCCUGUGUAUUUUGUAUUGUGUGUUUUUGAAGAAUUCUAAAAUGGGCUAAUCAACAAUGAAGUAGAGAAAAUUGCUCUAGGACAUGCAGGUUAACUUGGACAGUAGGGCAGUAAAUAAUGGAACGCAUUGGAUCUUGUAUUGAGAUGUUCACAAAAUAUCUUAGGGAUCUAGCCUUUUCUUUAUCUUGAAGCAAAAAAAAAAAAGUUUUUGAGGGGUAGAAGGGAUGUUUUUAAACAGAAUAAACAAUGGAUUUCUGAUGGACAUUCUCUUACAUAAUAGGAAAUAUUUGGAAGAUAUUUUUAUGAGAAGCCUCUGUUUUCACAAAUAGCAGAUUAUAGUCUGUUUUUUUGUGAGUUAUGAGAGGUUGCUGAGCAGUGAUUCUUCUGAGUUUCUGUAAGUGUUUGUCACAGAGGACCCUUACUAAUAACUUAGGGACGUAAAUUUAUGGUGCAAACUUUAUGGUUUUUUCUUAUAGCCUAAUUAAUUACUAAAAAGUGUCCUUUAAAUUAUGAUAAUUGGAUAUACACAUGAGUAAAUAAAAGCACUGCAAAAGGAAUAAUUAAUGUCUUCUAAUUUUUUAUUUCUAAAAAAUAUCAAAACACUUUUUAACUCUUCUUUAUGUGGAAGUUUUAAGAAAAUAUAAGUUGGAAUAAAAUGUACUUAAUUACAGUGAUUGAAAGAGUAUUUAAGCAGUUUUUUCUCCAGAGUAGGACCUUACAUAGUAUUUAUGUUGUUCGCAUGAAAUGAAUAUGAAUAUGAAAUUUCUCUGGCAAACUUAAAUACUUUUUAAUUGACUCAGUCUUAAUAUUAAAGUCAAGGACUUCAUGUGUUUUGUUCUCCUUGGGCACACAGGUACUCUAGACAACUAAUGUAUUUAGCUGAUUAUAUUGUUUAAAAUACAUGGCAUAACAUUGUAUGCUUAAAAGUUCUACAACAGAUUGAAAGUUCAUCACACCCAUUUUCUGAGUUAUAGUUUAUUGUGUUCAGUAGUUAGUUCUCUAGGCUUUGCCUGCCAUGUGACUGUUCUAGCCUAUUAACUGUUGACCUAACCAGUUGGCAAGAGUGCAGGAAGUCAGCCGCUGCUGUGAGGGCCUGUGUGGUCUGGCCCCUGUCUUACUCUGUCCACUAUGUCUGUGCUUCAGCCACAGGGAGCUGCUGAUGUUUUUUCAAAUGGGAUAUGUUCCCUCUCUCCUCAAGGGCUUCGUCGAUGCUGCUCCCUUUGCUUAGAAUAUAUUAUCCAGGAUUCUCUACAACCUGGUUUCAGUUGAUUUAAAACAAAACUUUAGCCCCAGCUCAGAAACAUUCUUCCUGUGGAAACUUUUAGAUCCUUGAGGCAGUAAUCAGGCUCUUCCAAAAUCCUUUUGAUCUUUGAAAAACCCUGUACUUUCCACCUUAGCUUACCUGAUCUUAUAAUAACGAAUUUGUGGUGGAGUGGGUGUGGACAUCACUCUCUUCCUGUAGAUUGUAAGCUCCAUGAGCGCAGGGAAUGUCUGUUGUAUUAAUGAUGAUCAUGUCAAUAGUGCCUAGUAGAGUAGGCACAAAAUAUAUUUUUUGAUGCAUAAAGAAAAAGGAGAGUAAAUAGAACAUCUUUUUGGAAGGUAAAUUAACAAUAUGAAUAAAAAGACCUAAAGGGAAAUAGUGGGCUGUAUGCCUUUUGGCUUACCGAUUUUCUAAUAAUUUAUCCUAAGAAAUCUAUCAGACAAAUAUACCCUUGAUAUUUUAAGAAAGUAUCUUCAUUGUAAAAUUACUUAUAAUAGCCUAAAAUAGGAAACCACCCAUGUUUAUAAGAAUAAGGGAUUUUUUUAAGUACAUUGUAUGCUUAAAGUGAAAUAUUAAGCGGUUAUGAAGUGAUUUCAUUAGCAUGUUGGCAUGAAUGAUGGCAUUAUUAUGUGGGAGAUUAAGAGUGCUGCUAUUUUUGUAAAAAUAAACAUGUCUGAAGGAUGUGCACAUAAAUGUCCCUGGAUGA